AUGUCUUCACCCAAUCCUUCUACCGAAUCUCACCGAGAUUCCGUCUCACACACUGUCGAAAUGACAAACGCGACUAGUCCGGGGAGUCAACUCAGCGAACUACUUGAUACGCUGGAACAUACCUACGGUACACCUUCAUCCACCUACAGGGAUGGUGGCGAGCCCGAGGAUUCGACUGCAGCUUCUUUGCGUCGAACUUCUGGAAUGGGUACCAGCGAUCCCAUUCACUCAUUUGCCGAUGUUCAUCUCGUCCAGGCACCGAUGACACUGAAGGAUGCCAAAGCUCUAUUGAGCCAGGGCAAUCCUUUGGAGCACUACAAGUUCCGUAGUUACGCUACUCGGGCUCGGGUCGACUACUUGUACGUCGUCAUCCGAAACCUUCCUGACGGAACCGCCGAGAGGUUCAUCGGUCCAGAGCAAAAGCCUCAAAUUCUCAGAGAGAUCUGUGACAAAAGCAGACGCAUGGUACACAUCUACACUGCCAAGGAGAUCGCUCUUUACACUUGCCUCUACCACAAGAUGGUAGAGAUGGAGCAAGAAAGAAGCAUAUGGCCGCUAGUCGAGGGCUGGGCGGGGCACCAAAAGAGGCAAGAAGCGCAAGAAGUACAACUGGAUGACGAUAGCGCUCACGAGUCCUCAGACGGAGAAGACGACAAUAUCCGUGUCGCAAAGUCCCGCGGGAGCAGAGCCAACCUGGAACAGUUUCAGGAGAUCGGAAGGAGGAGGUAGACGCAGUGAGAGCCUUUUUCUUUGUUGGCAGCGUGGCUAGAUAGUUCGCUGUAGUGAUUCAAUAA
Filobasidium floriforme is the source of this 794-nucleotide messenger RNA. RefSeq lists its product as uncharacterized. Bases 1 to 729 code for a protein of 242 amino acids. The transcript has a single exon. The record is from RefSeq and is a predicted model, not a curated record. Lineage: Eukaryota; Fungi; Basidiomycota; Tremellomycetes; Filobasidiales; Filobasidiaceae.